GCGUGUGAUUGGUGGGUUGGCUGCGGGUCGGAGGUCGGGGUUGGAGCUGCUGGGCGGUACAUAUUCGAAUCAGUCCGGGAUCCGGUUGUCACGUUUGAGACGGUUCGGGCCAUAUUCGAGUCGGUUUCCUCGGCGCGUUGUACUUGGGUGUAAGGACGCAAAAUGAGCCUGCGAAAGCAAACUCCUAGUGAUUUUCUAAAACAGAUUAUAGGAAGACCUGUGGUGGUCAAGCUGAACUCGGGUGUGGAUUACCGAGGUGUUUUAGCUUGUCUGGAUGGGUAUAUGAACAUAGCUUUGGAACAAACAGAAGAAUAUGUAAAUGGUCAACUUAAGAACAAAUAUGGAGAUGCAUUUAUUCGUGGCAACAAUGUGUUAUACAUAAGCACACAGAAGAGAAGACUUUAGAUGUUGUAUACUGAAUGUUUUUCUAUGUAACUCUGAUCUUUAGCUUUUUUGAAUAUUAUUUGUCUACACAUGGUUUCUUGAAUAAGAAUGAUUUUUUUUUAAUACAGAAGUAUGUGUCUUAGUUUGGUUUACCAGAUAGUGGCUGUAAUGUAUAUGUCAAUCACAUGUUAUUCAGGCAAGCACUCUCCUGUUUUGGAAGUGUUGUAUAAAAUUAAGACAAAACAAUAUGUUUUGAGAGAAGCUAAUAUAGUGCUGAAAAUAUUGUGAAUAAAGGACUUGAAGUACA
Molecule: messenger RNA, 691 nt
Organism: Hypanus sabinus (Atlantic stingray)
Lineage: Eukaryota; Metazoa; Chordata; Chondrichthyes; Myliobatiformes; Dasyatidae
Gene: lsm6
Product: LSM6 homolog, U6 small nuclear RNA and mRNA degradation associated
Exons: 4
Coding region: 163-405 (80 amino acids)
Biological process (GO): mRNA splicing, via spliceosome; maturation of SSU-rRNA
Cellular component (GO): U6 snRNP; sno(s)RNA-containing ribonucleoprotein complex; nucleolus
Molecular function (GO): RNA binding
Source: RefSeq, a predicted model, not a curated record